Messenger RNA from Aspergillus steynii IBT 23096, 996 nucleotides. Its product is annotated as aldo/keto reductase family protein. The coding region runs from base 1 to 996 and encodes 331 amino acids. The record is from RefSeq and is a predicted model, not a curated record. Gene Ontology annotation, cellular component: cytoplasm. NCBI's taxonomy places the organism in Eukaryota, Fungi, Ascomycota, Eurotiomycetes, Eurotiales, Aspergillaceae. The transcript has 2 exons.
AUGCCAUCCGUUGUUGGAAAAGAGAUUUCGUUGGAUGGAUUGGGUCUGAUGCGAUUCUGCUUGCCCGGCGACGUGACCCCGGAAGACAAGGCGCUGAAGGUCCUGAAGACGGCGCUGAACGCCGGCGCGAAUGUCUGGAACGCGGCGGACUUCUACGGCACGCCGGAGUACAACUCGCUGCAUCUCGUGAACCGCUAUUUCAGCGAGUAUCCGGAGGAUGCGGAGAAGGUGGUCUUGAUGGUGAAGAGCGGGGUGGUGGAUAUGAAGACCGUGAAGAUGGAUUGUUCGCGCGCGGGACUCCGUGGGCUGUUAGAGAAUGCGCUGCGGGUGCUGGAUGGGAAGAAGACGAUCGAUGCGUUCGGGCCGGCGAGGGUCGAUCCGAACGUCCCGAUUGAGGAGAGCGUGAAGGCGCUGGCGGAGAUGAAGGCCGAGGGCAGGAUCGGCGGUAUCCAGCUGAGUGAGGUCCGGGCGGAGACGAUCCGCAGGGCGGCGAGCGUGGCGAAGAUCGACCUGGUGGAGGCGGAGGUCAAUCUUUGGUCGCAGGAGGUGUUUGAGAAUGGUGUUGCCGAGGCGUGUGCGGGGUUGGGGAUUGUGUUGGUGGCGCAUACGCCGCUGGGUGCUGGGCUGUUGACGGGCCGGAUCCAGGGCGUGGAGGACGUGCCGGAGCUUUAUUUGCAGCGGGGGUUCCCUCGGUUCCUGCCAGAGAAUAUUGCGAAGAAUGUGCAGUCGGCGGAGGAGAUCAAGAAGUUGGCCCAGGUGAAGGGGUGCACUGCGGCCCAGUUGGCUCUGUCGUGGGUGAAAUCGCACAAUGGGAGACCGGGCAUGCCGGUGAUUCUUCCCGUGGCGGGUGCGCGGUCUGAGGAAAGGGUCUUGGAGAACGUGAGCACCCUUGACUUGACUGAUGAUGAUUUCAAGAAGAUCGCUUCGAUCCUGGAGGAGUUUCCUGUUGUUGGCCAGAGAUUCCCGGCCCAUGCGUCCGCACUCAAUGAGUACUAG